AUGUUGUCUCCAGCAGCACUCUCUGGGGAUGAAGCUCAACCCCCUGGUCUUUGCGCAGCAACUGCUUCUCCGAUGUGCUGCAGCAGCAGCGACAAUGGCAGCUGCAGCGGCAGCAGCAGCUGCACCAGCAGCAGCGGCAGCGGCAGCAGCAGCAGCAGCAGCAGCAGUUUGCUGCUGCGUGCUCUUGCUCAGAGCCGCCGUCUAUGUGAACAUUUGGCUGCCUUUUUGUCUACUUCAGAGAUGAAUAGGAGUUGGUUGCACUUAUCAUUUGGGGUGUAUAUACACCUCAUGCUGCAGCAGCAAAAGAUUGAUCUGGGGCCUGCAGAUCUGCUGCUGCUGCACGAGAAGCCGCUGCAGCAGCUGCUCCUACACCGCAUGCUGCUGCAGCAGCGCGCCUGGCGCCAGACAACCGCGCUCUACGUGCGCAACUUGCUGCAGCUCCAGCUGCAGCAGCAACUUCAACAGCAGCAGCAGCAGCAGCAGCAGGAGCGUUGUCCUCGCUGCGGAGGUUUGCUGCGAUAUAGCGGCCCCUUAGCUGUAGGUGCUUCUGCUGCUGAAGCAGCAACCCGUUUGCUGUGCAUGCAGCAUUCAGGUGUACAGACAGUGCGGCUGCGGCUGCUGCGUGUGGGGGAGUGGCAGCUGUUGCUGCAGCAGCAGCAGCAGCUGCUGCAGCUGCUGUGGCCGGCCCAUAGUUUAGAAGUGGUUGGCUGUGAAAUCAACACACAGGUAGCAGAGGCUCUUGGAGCUGCUGCAGCAGCAGCAGCAAACGCACACGAAUUCUUCUUUGCUGAUUGCUACUGCCGCAUGAGCAUGCAGCUGCUGCUGCACCAGCAGCAGCAGCAACAGCAGCAGCAGCAGCAGCAGCAGCGAGGAGAACUCCUGCAGCAGCCUGUCGAUUCCUCCCAGAAAGUCAAGCAACUGCAGCAGCAGCACCAAGAGCAUCAGCAACAGCAGCAGCAGCAGCAGCAGCAACCCCACUCGCAGCAGCAACAGGUGACUCAAGAAGAGGAAGCAGACGCCGAAGAUGCAACUGCUGACUACGCGCAGCGACAACAUCAGCAACAACAUCAGCAGCAACAGCAGCAGCAACAGCAGCAACAGCAGCAACAGCAGCAACAGCAGCAGCAGCAGCAGCAGCAACAGCAGCAGCAGCAGCAGCAGCAACAGCAGCAGCAGCUCGAAAUGUAUUUGGAGGUCCCUCCGUUAUCUAAGAAUAUGCAUCUUCAACCGAUCGGUGAAUUUGCGUUUUGCUGCUGCAGCGAAGAAGCAAUCAAACGAAUUGUGCAGCAAGACGCAGACAGCAGCAGCAGCAGCAGCAGCAGCGAGAGCACCAGCAGCAAGAGCAGCAGCAGCGAUAGCAGCAGCAGCACCACCUGUGACGACCCUGCUGCAGGCAGCUGCAGCACCACCGCUAGCAGCGGCGUGGCUGGCAGCAGUCUCAAGCCCCACAGCAGCAGCUGCAGCAGCAGCAGCAGCAGCAAGAAGCGAAGCAAGAGGGGUGUAUUAGGAGACAGUUGGUUUCGGGAGGGACUGCUGCAGCGCCUUUGCAUGCGCAGCUGCUCUGUCUCUGUGGAGGGCAUGUAUAAACUAUCAGUUGGUUUGCUGCUGCCGCUGCAGCAGCAACUCAAGGUGCUGGAUUUAAGCCACAACGAAAUAAAAGAUAUUGGGGCGACGGUGCUGUUAGCUUCGCUGCAUCGCGGCAACAGAACAGCAAACGUGCAGCGGCUAGCAGACUUGCGGCAGCAGCAGCAGCAGCAGCAACAGCAGCAGCAGCAGGGAGAGAGGGAACGGCUCAAGAGGGACAGCAACGGCGACGACACUGCGAGCGAGCCGUUGCAGCAGCAGCAGCAGGAGCACCAGAGGCAGCAGCAGCAGCAACAGCAGCAGGAGCAGCAGCAGCGGGAGGAGCAGCAGCGGGAAGAAGAAGAAAAUCUGCAGCGAUCUGAGGUGUACAGGCACCUCAGGUGUAUCGAUUUAGGGGGCAACGACUUAUGCGGCAACGAGACAUUGCUGCCUGUGCUUGCUGCUUUUAUUGCUGAUGCUGCAGCAGCAGCAACACGCCUCAGCUGCAUCCGGCUUCAAUCGAAUGACCUAGGGCCUGCUGCUCUAGCUGCUGCUGCUGCUGCUGCUGCUGUCUACACACAGCAGCGCAGCAAAAUGCUGCAGGCAGAAGCUGCAGCAAGGGAGGCUGCUGCAGCCAGAGAGGCCGCUGCAGCAGCACGAGCAGCAGCAACUGCUGCUGCUGCAGCUGCUACUGCUGCACGGUCUCCUAGCGUAGCGACGGGCGCAGCAGAUCGGGCAGCAGCAGCAGCAGCAGCAGCAACUGCUGCAGCUGCUGCUGCUGAUGUAAAAAUGUGCUGCCGCAGACAACACUUCAGGCAGCAAAACUCUCCUCGCAGCGAUAUGGAGGGCUGGAGCAGCAGCAGCAGCAAAACCAGUAGCAGCAAAAGCAACAGCAGCAGCCACGAUCGCCCCCUCUGCUGCAGUCUCCUUAUAGAUAUGAGAGACAACCCGCGCUGCAGCAGCAGCAACAGCAGCAGCAGCACUGUUGCUACGCCUGCGUCGGCCAGUAGCUGGAGCAGCAGCACCAGCAGCUGCUGCAGCACACCGACAGUUGCUGCUGCUGCGGCUUUGCUAAGCCCUCCGAGUGCUUCAGCAGCAGCGGCAGCAGCAGACUCGCCUCCACAGGGAGCAAGCCGCAGCACAAGCCCCACUAGCAGCAGCCACAGCAACCGCAGCAGCGGCUGCUGCAGCUGCUGCUGCGUCGUGCUGCAUGAUGACUCCGUGGAAGCAGCAGCUGCUGCUGCAGCACCGCAUGUUGAGCGGAGGAAAAGAGGCAGAGAAAAACCCGACGAAAUCAAGCGCCGCGGCAAUAAGGUGUAUUGCUCUGCUGCUGCUGUUGCUGCUGUGGGGUCGACGGAACCCAGACAGGAGGAGCAGCAGGAGCAGCAGCAGCAUCAGCAGCUGCAGAAGCACAGCGACUCCAGCUGCUGCUGCUGCUGCUGCUCGUGUGAUUGCAUGCGGGCGCCGGUAGGAUGUACUGUUGCUGCUUCUGCUGCUGUAGCAGCAGCACAGCAGGCAUGCAUGGGCCCAGCUUCAGUAGCUGGUGCAGCAGCUGCUGCAGCGGAAGCAGCAGCAGCAGAGGCAGCUGCUGCAGCAGCAGCAGCUGCUGCUGCUGCUCGUCAGAAAACUGCGGAACAGCUCGCUCUUGCUGCAGCAGAGACAGCAGCAGCGGCAGCAAGCCGCGGGCUUGCUGCUGCUACACUAGAGAAGCUAAGCAACGCAACAAGAAGAGAGAUUAGAGUAGGAGAAGAGACAUCAACAGGAGACACUAGGAUGUUCAUGGCUAGGGGUCGUGAGGUGUAUAGGGAGGUGCUGCAGCAGCAGCAGCUGCACCUGCUGCGGCACAGCAAGAUGCAGCACCACCAGCAGCAUCUGGAGGGGCAGCAGCAAACAGCGCGCAGCAGCAGCAUCAGCGACGCGGAGACAGAAGAUGACUCUGACUAUGAACUAUCAGAUGUUGCUGUCAACCUCAGCAGCAGCAGCAGCAGCAGCAGCAGCAGCAGCAGCAACAGCAGCAGCAACAGCGGCAGCACAUCUCCCACGGCGGAAGGCAGCAGCAGCAGCAGCCCCAUAAUGGGCCCCAGCUACUGCAGCAGCAGAACGCCACGUGCUAUCGAUGCUGCUGAAAGGAGCAGCAGCAGCAGCAGCAGCAGCAGCAGCCGCUACCCCUCACGCAGACAUCUAGGGAGCUCCUGUAGUGCUGCAGAAAGCAGCAGCAGCAGCAGCAGCAGCAGCAGCGACACAGACAUCAGCAGCGAGGUACAAGAAAGCGAGAUGGCUGAUUUAUUAGAUGAUGCGUUUGCUGCAAGUCCUCUGUAG
Messenger RNA from Eimeria acervulina, 3882 nucleotides. RefSeq lists its product as hypothetical. Gene Ontology annotation, biological process: regulation of transcription by RNA polymerase II. The transcript is spliced from 3 exons. The record is from RefSeq and is a predicted model, not a curated record. NCBI's taxonomy places the organism in Eukaryota, Apicomplexa, Conoidasida, Eucoccidiorida, Eimeriidae. Gene Ontology annotation, cellular component: nucleus; SWI/SNF complex. Gene Ontology annotation, molecular function: transcription coregulator activity; protein binding. The coding region runs from base 1 to 3882 and encodes 1293 amino acids.